GAGACACAUGGCGGAAGUGGCUGGAGAGAGGUUGUUCCGGAUCAUCUCAGUGUCCUACCCAACCUAACCGGCUACUGCUCUGGUUGGUAUCCUCUGGUCCUUGGAAUUCGUAGCCCGUGGGGUCCCAGUUGAGAGUGCCCCGAGAGGAGAGAAGCAUGGCUAUUGUGGAUGUCAACACUGUGUUCAAGGAGCUGGUGGUGUUCAGGGAUGUGGCUGUGGAGUUCUGUAAGGAGGAGUGGGAGUGCCUGGGCCCUGAGCAGAGGUCUUUAUACAGAGAUGUGAUGCUGGAGACCUACAGCAACUUUGUGUCACUAGGACUUGCCAUUUCUAAGCCUUUAGUAAUUUCACUGCUGGAGCAAGGCAAAGAACCGUGGAUGGUGGAGCAAGCAGGAUGGUAUCCAGAUUUGCUGUCUGUAAAUGAAACGAAGAAUUUAUCUCUAGAGCGUGGCAUCUUUGGAAAGGAAUCAUUGAAAUGGAAAAUAAUAGAAAGAGUCGGUAAUUCUUGCCUUGAGGAAUCUAGUUUUGGAAAUGACUGGAGAUGCAAGGGACCCCUUGAGGUACAAGCAGAAUCCACAGAGGAGUGUGUACAGAGAGUGGCAGCUCCGUUGGAAAAGAUGCCAGCCGAAUUCAUUCAGCCUGCACCCAUCGCUCUGAGUGAAAUGACUCACUCUGACACAAAACACUAUCAACAGGAGGCAGGCGAAUCCAUUACUCAGCAGGUAAGAGUUCCUGCCAGUGACAAACUUAACGAAGUGUACGAGAACUCGUUUGUCUACUACACGGAUCAGAUGAAGCAUCAGCAGGACUUUGCUGGCGAGAAGUGUGAUGAGUUGAAGGAGUGCAGCAGAGGAUUUGCCUAUGACUUCCAUCUUGCCCCAUAUCAGAUCAAUAAGAAGCCCUAUCAGUGUGAGAUCUGUGGCAAGAUCUUUGAAAAGCACGCUUACCUUGUUCAACAUAAUCGCUUUCACACUGGCGAAAAGCCCUGUGAAUGCAAGGAAUGUGGGAAAGCCUUCACUAACUGCUCCCUGCUCGUCCAGCACCAGAGAGUUCACACGGAUGAGAAGCCCUAUGAGUGCAAGCACUGCGGGAAGGCCUUCCUCUACUUCUCUACAUUUUUUCAACAUCAGAGAACACACACCAAUGAGAAGCCUUACGAGUGUCACAAAUGUCAAAAGGCCUUUAACAAGAGUGCCAACCUUACCAGACAUCAAAGAAUUCACAGCGGUGAGAAACCCUAUGAGUGUAACUUAUGUGGAAAGACUUUUACUUGGGCUUCCAACUUGAAUGAUCACCAGAAAAUUCACACUGGUGAAAAACCUUAUGAGUGUAACUACUGUGAAAAGGCCUUUCUCUGUCAUUCAGCAUUCAUGAAACACUAUAGAACUCACACAAAUGAGAAGCCCUAUGAGUGUCAGGAGUGUAUGAAGGCCUUUAGGCAGAAAGCACAUCUCAUCCAACACCAGAGAGUCCACACUGGCGAGAAACCUUAUGAGUGUAAGGAGUGUGGGAAGGCCUUCGCUUGUCCGUCAUACUUUAAUAGACAUCAGAGAAUUCACACUGGGGAGAGGCCUUAUGAAUGUAAAGAGUGUGGAAAGGCUUUUAUCGAUUGUAAAACUCUUAUUCUACACCAGAGGAUCCACACUGGGGAGAAACCCUUUCAAUGCCAGCAGUGCAGCAAGGCCUUUAGACAGAGGUCCCACCUUACGCAGCAUCAAAGAAUCCAUACUGGCGAGAAGCCCUAUGAAUGCAAGGAGUGUGGACAGGCCUUUACUCGGCUCUUGCAGGUGAAGAAGCACCAGAGAAUACACACAAUGGGAGAAAUUCUAUGUAUUUGAAUACUGCCCUUUAUUUGUUCAACAUCUUCAUGUAUAUAUGGAAGAAAAAUGUUGAUAAGAUCAGAAAUAUGGGAAACACCCAUAGGUGUCCCUCAGCUACCCUGAUCCUGCUGAGAAAAGCCUGGAAGUGAGGCGUAUGGAGCCUCUUAACAUUGUGUAAUUUAUACUGUGGUGAUUAGAACAGGAAGCCCUCGUUCUUUUCAGCUAUUCGAUACCGAAUAAGAGUUCGUAAGAAAAGACCAUCUGAUAACUGUACUUUUUUUUUUGCUUUAUAACCUACAAUUUAUUGAACAUUAAUACACAUAGGAAAAAUAAAAAUUAAAUUAUGACUAGAAAUACUAAUUCUAUUACCAGUAAAAGGGUUACAUUUAAUUAUAGCUAUAGAAAAUGCCACAUAGAGAAUGAUUGCAUGGGCCUUCUUGGUGUAGACACUAUCCCGCGCAUCAUUUGCCACCCGUAUUUUAUUAUUAGCUAACUUCUGCACUUCAGAUUGCUGCCUGUUAGUCAGGAGUAAGGCUCUUGUGAAGACUGAAUGAAUUUAGUAGAGGGAACUUUGGCAUAGUCAGUAGCAUGGAAGAAGGAUUAGGAAAUAUUAGGAACCAUCUAUUUAUCAUAGUCUUCGUUAUUAUUAGUAGAAUGUUCGUGUGCAUUUUAUUAAUGCCAUCUCCUGUCAGCUUGUCCCAUAGCAAAGCUCUCAUGGUGAGUUUUGGCAACAAUGGUCGGAGCAGAACAUGCUGAGCAGCUUUUCACCUCAGCUUCAGUUGAACCAGGCAGUUGACUCUGGCGCGUCUGCCGGGACUCACUGCAUUUAGCUGGAAGGUGGGCUCAAAGUGUCCUCCGUAGCAGAAACUGUGAGUUUACUUAUACAGGACAGAUGGGUUUGCACAGGAUGGGAAGUGGAACACAUUUGCAAUCUAUAACCAUCACCAUGUAACUUCUGGAUUACGUGAAAAAUUCAGUCUGAAAAUACAGCUUGCUUCAGUGUGGAAGAUAGGCAGCUCUACGUAAUAAAACAUGAUACAGCUCAUUUGCAUAAAUGCUAUAAAAUAUUCAAUAAAAUCAAUAAAUUCUAGAGUUGUCAGCAGAAAUAGAUAUUAUUAUAAUAAUUGAUUACUUAAUUUAAAGGAGCUUAAGAAAAUCAGUAAAAUCGGUAACUGGACCUUAACAGUUUUUCCCAAACCAUCUGAUACGUUAACUGGAUUUUCCAGGUCCUAAGGAGACAUUUGGAAGACACAGAUGUAACAGUCAGGGCUAAUGGGAAGGAAGCAGAACAUUUGCAGGCAGAAAUAUUGUCGGUUGUCUUUGGUGGGUUUUAUUUCAAGACAGGGUCUCUCGUAAUCCUGUGGCAAUCCUCCUGCUUCAAAACACUGCUGGGAUUAGCAGUAUGUGCCCCCACACUGCCUUGAACUCAGUCGGGAGCCAUUGAACCGUUCCCAGCCCUCUAUUUUCUGAGGCCUGGUCUUGCUAAACUGCCAAGGCAGGCCUUGAGCUCAUCUCCUUGCACUGGCCUCUGACAGCUGAGAUUACAGACAUCUGCCACCGGGUACAGCUAGAAAGGGUUACUGCUAUGAAAUAAUUUGUUCAGUAUUAUUUGACUUAAAUUUGAAAUGUUUAGAGUAACUUUUGAUGACUAUAUAUAAAUUUUUCCGACAGAUUCACAGACCCAUAGAAUCAAACCAGUAUACUCUUAAAAAAGUAGGAAAAUGGCUGUGUUCCCGUAAGUGAAGCCUGUGACAGUGUUCAAGCAGUGAAGUAAGAUGUUGUUUGCCAUAGGAUCAUGUGGCCCAGGCUGCGGCUUCCCCAGUGCUGUCGUACCAGAUAGCAGGGACAUUUGAAACAGAUUGUCAACAUAAUACCUUUGCCAGUCCAUCCUUUUCGUAAGGUGCUCUGUCUUAACCGAGUAUGUUGGUGCACUCAUGUAAUCCCAGCGCUGGGAAGGUGGGUGUAGAAAAUCAGGAUUGUUCAAGUCUAACUUGGGCCACAUGAGACCCUGUCUAUGUUAGAAUCAUAGAAGGUAGCUGAGAAAAGCAGAAGCAACCAGUAAUCAAAAUAAGACCACAGACAAAGACGGUGAACCUAGAUGGAGCCAGUGGGAAGUUGUGUGGUGGGAUGGUAGACAUUGUCUCAGUAAUUCCAAAAGCUAUUUGAAUAGGCUGAUUACUGUAGUUGAAAGAAAGGUUUUUUUCUUAUUUAAAUGAAAGACUAGGUUGCUGUGGGACGUUUGGAAUUGUACCCCUCGGAAGCUGAAGAUAAGAUUGCUGUUGUUUCAGACUAGCUUGGGGUACAUAGAACAACCCCACCUCAAAAAUAAAUAGAUAGAUGGAUGGAUGGAUGGAUGGAUGGAUGGAUGGAUGGAUGGAUGGAUAGAUGAUAGAUAGACAGACAGACAGAUAAGACAGUGCUACAAAAGGAUCGAAAUUAAAGGAUGGGGAGAGGAACCCAUGCUGUUGAGAUAUUAACCAAAGAAAUCACACAAGGAAGAGCUGAAGAACAAAAAUGAUUUGCCAAAAAAAAAAAGAAAAAGAAAAUGGAAAAAAUGACAUAGUGUUCAAAGAUUCAUCUCAUUAAAAGGAUUGAAUGUUUUUAUUUGUAACUAAUAGCACAGCCUCCAUAAAUAAAAAGCAAAGGUUAAACUACAAAGAGAAAAGACAGCUUGGAUUUUAACGUGCCUGUCUUGAGCAAAAUCAGGAUAGAACAUUUGGACAAAUACCAAUGAAAGGCUUAACAGACAUACCUGGACUCCAAAUUUACAAAAUAUUCUUAUAUAAGGAAUUAUUUACUGUGUCUUGAACUUCAAGUCUGAAUAAGUCUCAGUUGGUUCAAAUUAUAUACGAUGCCUUCUUGCAUAGGCCCAGAGAUGUCUCUCCAUAUCUUUGGAAAUAAACUUUUCAAUAACUUCAGAGUAACCACUAGUUAGAACUUGAUAGAGCUGAGGGGAAAUACUUCCCCUCGGAUAACCUAGGGAAUGCAAGGGUCAGGUCCAGAAAACUGAGGUCAGUGAGAAAUUCACUGACUCAAGGUGAUGGAGAGUUUUAAAAGAUGAAAGGAAGAAUAGGUUGAAAGCAGCAAUUCACUGGGAGGCAAGCAUCCAUAUAACUUGUUAAGCAGCUGACAUAUUCUGGGGCGAUCUUUAGCUGUUAAGGAAUUGUCGAAGCCAGGUGAGGUGUUACACAUCUUUAGUCCUAGACUUCAGGAAGCAGAGGCUAGAUGAUCUCUGAGUUCCAGGUCAGCCUGUCUACACAGUGAGACCCUCCCUGUCUUGGGGGGCGGUGAGAGGGGAGGUAAGGGUGUGAGAGGUUUGGAGCCGUAGUAUCUAAGGCCUGCAUUCCAGCACUCAGGAGUGUAAGGCCAGGGACAGCCUUGGCUACACAGCGAGACUCCUUCCCCUCCGCACUGAAACUAAAUCCUUUACAUUAUUGAAGCAUACGUCCAUUAGUGUUUCUAAGUGUAGAAAGUGGAAUAUAUUAGGAAAUAAAGACUAACUCCCUUGCUCAUGGUCCUUGUCCGUGUAGUGUUAUUGUUUGGCCUCCCCACAGUUAACUGAAUCAGUCCCUCACUGAGGUACAUAGUCUUCUCCCCUUGGAAAUACAGAAUGAGGUGACUGUCGUUGUACAUAUUAGCUUCUAUGUGCAGGUGUCUAGGAAAGCUCCACCCCUGGGUUGCCUUUGCUGUUUUGAGUACAUGUGCAUUUACAAAAGGCCAAUAGCAGUUGGUUCUUUCUCGGAUGUUGUGUAGCUCCCUUUCCUCUGCCUUUGCUGACACAUUAUUAAAGUCUGAUUUGCCAUUCUGUUAAGUGAAAUGUAAUGACAGUUUUAAUUUGCAUUUUUCUGCUGAAUGUAAUUUGCUUUUAAUGCCAUUCUUUCAUAUUUUCAAAUACUGCAUUUUCUGUGAACUGUCUUAAUACUAUUUUCUGGUGAAUGAUUGUUUUCCUGCUGGCUGUGUAAUACUUAUGACCGUUUUCUCUAGUUUAUGGUUACAUUAGUUGUUUUUUUUUUUGUUUUUUGUUUUUUGUUUUUUUUUUUUAAUGUCAGAUUUGGGUUUGUAAAUGUAGCCAGUUCAUGAUUGGAAGAAAUCUGUUUUGGUGGUGAUGCUUGUAAGUCAUUUUUCAUCCCAGUAUAUUUUCAAAGGUCCCUUGCUUUCCUCUUAUGGUUGAUGUUAUGAUUUACAAUGUAAAUACUGCAGCUUGGGUAUGCGGAGAUUGGCAGGGCAUCAUGUCCCUCUUCGUGGAUGGCGACUUGGAUGUCUCAGCACUCGGUCCUGUCAGUUUUAACACAAACAAGCUGUGUUCCUAGAUUUCUGGACUUAACUCCCCAACUUUAAAUGCUGUUUUUAUUUUGAGAUAAGUCUUGCCUAGGUUGGCCUUCACGUCCUGACCCUCCCAUAGGCUUCCUACAUGCUGGAAUUACAGGUGCAUGCCCACAUCAGGUUGGACCUCUGCCCAGCUGAUCUGUUCCCCCAUUCCUCUCCUCUGCUCCCUUUAAUCCCAGAACUCAGAAUGCAGAGGCAGGAAGAUCUCUGAAUCUAAGGUAGCUUGGCCUACAUAGAGUUCCAGGCCAGCCAGGACUGCACAGUGAGACUCUGUGUGUUGCCUGUGCAUGUGAGCACGGGCGCUUUGGAGACUUCUGUGGAGUCAAGGCAUCAGAUCACCUGUGGCGGAGUUGAGGUGGUUCUGAGGCACUGGGUGUUAGGAACCUGAAACCAACCACACUCAGGUCCUCUGCAAGAGCAGCGAACGCUCUUACUCACUGAGCCAGCUCUCCAGCCCCUCUUUCCUUUUGAAAUACGGCCUUGCAAUGGAGUCCUGUCUGACCCAGGGCCUGUGACAGUCCUCCCUCUGCCUCUAGAGUGUUGUGAUUAACCGUCACCUAUCUUGGAUCUGUUUCUUGGCUUUUAUGGCCUGAUGAUCUCCCUUUCUUUUCUUGCUUUUAAUCAGAGGCAGGUGGAUCUUCUGCGUACAAGGCCAGCCUGAC
Microtus ochrogaster (prairie vole) is the source of this 6805-nucleotide messenger RNA. RefSeq lists its product as uncharacterized. Gene Ontology annotation, biological process: regulation of DNA-templated transcription. The record is from RefSeq and is a predicted model, not a curated record. NCBI's taxonomy places the organism in Eukaryota, Metazoa, Chordata, Mammalia, Rodentia, Cricetidae.